AUGGACGGUCGGGCGACACGAAUCUGCGAUGCGUUAGGAGUUCCUCGAGAAGAAGCAUUCUAUUACCUCGAAGUAUACCGAGGGGAUGUGGACGCAGCCAUAGAGGCUUGCCGGAGCAAAACGUUGCCGCUGCCGCUGCCGCUGCCGUCACCAACGGUUCAAUCUUCGCCGGGAAACGAGAAAUCCGCGUCGGAGGAUCGGAGUUCGAAUCAGUCGCCGGGUCCGCAGGAGGAACAACCGCCUCAAUCGAGACCUGAACUUAUCAAAUGCCGUUCAACGCCUUUUCAAAUGCAGUCUAAUCGGCCGGUUUAUCCUCCGCCGGUUGCGCGAUCGAAUGCGCCGCUGAAGAUUGGGCGGUCGCAUCCGCAGUACACAUCUGCUUUGACGGGAUUGGUGCCGGAGGGGUUGAUGCAGAACAUAGGUCAAUGGAUGGAUUCAUUUCAAUUGACACCAGUCCAAAUCAGUAGCUCUUCUUCUUCUCGUGCGAUGGAGUUUGACCCGCCAGAGUCACUCAACGGAGCUGGUGAAGAUAAUUUCCUUCAAGCUAUAUCUCAAUUGAAGUUUCAAAACACUCAGGAAAGUGGAAACCCCACACAAACCAGUGAAGAAAACCUUUGGCCGCCGAGGGAUGUUUGGGUUGAUCGAAUCUGCAAUGCAGCAUCAGUGUCUCGAGAGGAAGCACUCUUUUACCUUGAGGGAUUCAAUUGGAAUUUUGAUACGGCGAUGGAGGCUUGCCGCACAAAAACCUUGCCGCCUGUCAAUGAAACUGCUGAGGAGACGGCGAAACUGGAGCUGCCUGAGGAAUUCGCGGAAAGCGUUAUGGUUCUAACUUGCGAGUCCAACGACGAAGGUGGAUCUUGCGAUGUAUAUUUGAUUGGCACUGCUCAUGUUUCACAGGAAUCUUGCCGACAAGUUGAAGCUAUUGUCAGCUUCAUGAAACCACAGGUCGUUUUCGUGGAGCUUUGUCCACGUCGAUUGUCUGUUCUCACACCUCAGGCUUUGAAGGUUCCGACCAUGUCGGAAAUGAUAGACAUGUGGAAGGAGAAUCACAACACAUUCGGAAUAGCUUACGAAUGGUUUCUUGCAAAGAUCGCCAGCAAGCUUGACGUUUUACCUGGUGCUGAGUUUCGUGUGGCAUAUGAGGAGGCAAACAAAUAUGGUGGCAAGGUGAUUCUAGGUGACCGUCCAGUACAGAUCACGUUAACGAGAACAUGGGCUAAAAUGCCUCUAUGGCACAAAGUAAAGUUUUUGUGCAGCUUAGUGUCUCAAGCUGUCUUUCUCCUGAGCCCUGAGAAACUUGAGAAGAUGCUGAAAGAUAUGAACGAUGUGGAUACGCUAACAUUGGUGAUUCAAGAAAUAAGCAAGGAAUUUCCAUCUCUCAUGGAGACACUUGUGCAUGAGCGAGAUAAGUACAUGGCAUCUAUGUUGUUAAGAGUUGCAAGUGAGCAUAGCUCGGUGGUAGCAGUUGUUGGUAGAGGGCAUCUUCAAGGGAUCAAGAAGAACUGGAACCAACCUAUUAAUAUGAAUGAUCUGUUGGAGUUGCCGACGAAAGAAUCCAUUUUUAGUGUAAAGAAAAUUCUGAAAUCUCUGGCGAUUGUAGUUGCCGGGGCAGCCAUAGCUUCCCGCAUAUAUCUUGCAACCAGAAGUUAA
Molecule: messenger RNA, 1650 nt
Organism: Eutrema salsugineum
Lineage: Eukaryota; Viridiplantae; Streptophyta; Magnoliopsida; Brassicales; Brassicaceae
Exons: 11
Coding region: 1-1650 (549 amino acids)
Source: RefSeq, a predicted model, not a curated record